Papilio xuthus (Asian swallowtail) is the source of this 1589-nucleotide messenger RNA. RefSeq lists its product as uncharacterized. The record is from RefSeq and is a predicted model, not a curated record. The transcript has 5 exons. Bases 389 to 931 code for a protein of 180 amino acids. NCBI's taxonomy places the organism in Eukaryota, Metazoa, Arthropoda, Insecta, Lepidoptera, Papilionidae.
UAUGCACAGGGUUGUAAAGGAAAUGAUGAGGUUAUUUUUGUGUUUACGAAUGUUACAGCCUACGAUUGUCUGAUGUCAUGCAUUGAAUGAACAACGAAACGAUUACAAAUUACAUGAGAACAUCAUAAGAUACUGGUUACUUGAGGUCACUCGCGUGUAUCCGCGGAGUGGGCGACGUGUCUCCAAAUCCUUUUCGCUGCAUCCUUGUUUACUUGUAAUUUUAACAUCCUGUAUACAGCAUGUUAACGUGUGAUUUGUCAAAAGAGAAUUACGCCUCCGUGUCCAGUGUGAACCGAAUUUUGAAGUAGAUAGCACCAGAUAAAUGUAAAAUCAAGCAAGACUCGUCUGAUGUUAUCUGGUAACAAAAAGCGGUAGGAGAGAAGACAAAAUGUUCGAAACAUUCCUGGCUUCGAUCCCAAAGAGUCGUUCGGAGAUGGUCAACGAGCUGGACUUACCUGACGACCUCGUCGCGGCGCCUAACGUCUGGACGGAGCGGGAAGACUCGCCGGAGACCAGUGAGAGUUUGAUCUCCGCUGGUCUCGAAGACUACGACGCGAAGACUCUCAGUACGGACUCUAGUCUCGCUCUAUCACGAGCUAUGACCGACUCCGAGAUCGAUUACGAGAGAUAUCGUAGAUACAAGAACCGAAGCUUUAGUGAUCCGUGGAUCCAGAUGAAAGCCGUUCUCGAAUCCUUUCCAAGGGAUUACCUUACUUCAAUAAAGAGUUUCAGGUCAUCCUCCGAGUUGUCCGAGGAGGUGAGGAGUUCAGAACAGCGCCUGCACGCCGAGGAAUUACGUCUGAAGAUGGAAAGGUUUUUCGAUGAGGAAUGCCGCAUGUUCUCCCCAGAUGAUCCGAGCUUGCUCGCUCUUGAAGAGGCUUUACAGGACAUAGAUAUUAAAGAUUCCGAUUCUACUAGGUCUACGCCAUAAUAUCAUCACUUGGAUCCUAAAAAUAGGUUUGCAGUCUUUAUGACAAUAUUUAUAAUUUUUUUUAUCAUUUAAUAAACCAGUGCUUGACAUCAAACCAACUCGAUAGUAAGUGGCUAAGUCUAAAUGUAAAUCCAGUUCAUUUCGUAGGUACCUGUUGUAUUCAAAUAAAAGACAAAAUUCGUGUAAAAUGUAUUUUAAUGGGAACGAUUUUUAACAUCACAACAGUUGUAUGUCUAUUGUACUCUGAGCGUGAAUCACAAUACAAUUUAUUGAAAAAAAAAUACAGAUGCAUUCUUUUUGAAGUCGGCUAAUAAUAGUUAUGAACUUUGGAAGCCUUGACAUCUUAUUAAGUCAAAAAAGGAUUUCACAAUAACAUAAAGCUAAGAAUAUAAAACAUAUAUAUUUUAUUGCACAUAAUUUUUUGGAAAUAUAAACAAAACUUAAAUUAUACGAGUCUUAGAAAAUAUGAAAACGCCCAAUUACUUAUUCGAUUGCCUAUAACGAUUACAUCGUUGGAUUUUAAAAGUAAUUUACUGUAAAUUAAAAUUCUAAAUAACAUUUCAAAUAUUAUUGAAAUCUACCUUGGCGUGUGUAAUCUGGUUUGUGCGCGGUUGUCAAAAUUUUGACACUGACAAAAUGGUAUUUGGCGCGAAACAUA